Molecule: messenger RNA, 2303 nt
Organism: Lingula anatina
Lineage: Eukaryota; Metazoa; Brachiopoda; Lingulata; Lingulida; Lingulidae
Product: hydroxyacylglutathione hydrolase, mitochondrial-like
Molecular function (GO): hydroxyacylglutathione hydrolase activity
Source: RefSeq, a predicted model, not a curated record
GUGACCUAUAUCGGCAUCAAUAUAUACUGUGUGUGGCUAACUGUGGCGUGAUCCUAUGUUUGCUAACUCACUUAAGAGCACAGGUAGACUAGGAGUGAUAUUUGGACAACUCAAAGCAGGUGCUACCCUGUCCUUGGUGUCAUCCAGAUCUUACCACUCCAAGUCUCUCCAAGUGACACAAGCAGACAUGAAGGUUCUCCUGGUCCCCGCGCUCUCGGACAACUACAUGUAUCUCCUGGUGGACGAGGUGACACAGGAAUGUGCUGCUGUGGACCCUGUAGAACCUAAGAAGAUACUAGAAGCUGUAAAUAAAGCUGGUGUCAAGCUGACCUCUGUUCUGACCACACACCACCACUGGGAUCAUGCAGGGGGAAAUGAGGAGCUGGUGAAGAUAGCCAGUGGUAAGCUAACAGUAUAUGGAGGAGACAGCAGGAUAGGGGCACUGACCAAUAAAGUCACGCAUGGAGACAAGUUUCAGAUAGGAAACCUGAAUGUGGAAUGUCUCUUCACUCCAUGUCACACCUCUGGACACAUCUGCUAUUUUGUCACAGGACCCAGUGGGACUGAGCCUGCUGUCUUCACAGGUGACACCCUGUUUGUAGCUGGCUGUGGUAAAUUUUUUGAAGGGACUGCCAAGGAAAUGCACCAUGCUUUGGUGGAAACACUGGCAAAGCUGCCCCAUGAAACAAAAGUCUACUGUGGCCACGAGUACACUGUCAGCAACUUGAAGUUUGCCCUGCAUGUGGAACCCAACAGUGAAGCAGUGAACUCUAAAAUGGCCUGGGCACAGAGCCAAAGGAGCAAAAAUGAACCCACAGUUCCAUCAACAAUUGCAGAAGAACUCCAGUAUAAUCCAUUCAUGAGAGUAACGGAGUCAAGUGUACAGCAGCAUGCUAAGAAGUCAGACUCUGUGGAAGUGAUGGGGUUUCUUAGACGUGAGAAAGACAACUUCAAAGGAAAGUGACCUGGAUGGCAGCCAUCAAUGCAGUCACUGCCUUCAGCUUUCAGGAGGCUACUUCUGUGGAGAGAGAGAGAGAAAGGGAGAGAGAGAGGUGGAGAGGGAGUGGGCAUGAGAGUCUGGCAUUUUGUGGCAGUCCUCUUCUACUAAGCCAAAUUAUGGAUAUUGUGUAACCCUAUUUGCUUAGAAUUGUUCUUCUAAUUAAACUCUAAUGAACCACAGUUUGAAGAUAUUAGUACAAGUGAAAAGAGAGAGAUAUAGGGAGUUGGCAGGUUCUACUGACUUAAACUAAUAAUAUCACCUUUGACAUUAGUUAAGAGAUCUGUGAUAAAUAACCUUAAAUGAGGACGUUUGUAACUAGGAAUUCUUAAAUACAAGGUGACUUUUGAUUUCCAGAUAUUUAUAGUUUUAUAAGUAAGUCACUCAUGCAGUCAUAACCCUUUGGGUUUUACUCAUCAAGUUUACACCUAAGUGGACUUUAAAGUAUUUCUUUAAAUUUAGACGUCUGCAAGAAAAAUAUAAGAGUAAUGGGCAAGGUGAUUUAUGUAUUUGUCUUAUUUAAUCCAGAUAUAAACAAACAUUGAUAUAAUUGGGUAAUCUUUUAUAUAUGGUAGUGGAAAAAAAGUUCCUAUUCAUCUCCUAAAUCUUAUCUCAGCAAGCAAAAAUUUGAUUACUUUAAGGUACAGUCCAUUAGAUUUACCCGCCAAAUUAAUUUUCCCUGGUAAAAGAGCUAUUUUCUCAUACUCACAGCACAUUUAUCUAACCCCUCUCUGCACUUGGAUUUUACUUUUUAUAAAAUUUAUGUAGGCUGAUUUUAGCGAAAAUGACUGGCCAGUCAUACUAACAGCAACCAUUUUCCUAUUAGCUCCAGUGGAAAUAUCAACAUCAGGUAGGCUCCAGAAUAUAAAAAUAAAUAAAUAAAUAAUUUGAGGGGUUAAAUCAUUUUUAAACUGUAUGUAAGGUUUUAUGAGAAGCUGCAGAUGGCAAAGAUAAUUAUAUAAUAUAAGCAUUUUGGGGAUUUUCAAACCCAUGGUGUGUACCUUUAACUGGGAUAGUUGUACUAGGGUUCAGGAUGGUUCUAGAAUACAACCACACCAUAUCAUUGUUAGCCUUUGCUUGUUUGUACAACUAUAUAGUAUUGGCUUUCAGAUUACGUACUGCUAUAAGUUAUGUACAGAGAAUAUUUCUACAAGAUCUUGUAGGCAGCGGGAAAAACCAUAUAUAGCUAUGGUGAAUGAUUUCAAUUUCAUUAUAUAACUGGAUAUAUUAAAUGGAUAUCUUAUUUAUUAGGAAUACUGUAUUGCUUGAGAUUCAUUUUGUUGAAAUAAAUGUUAUCUGAAUAUUG